AUGUUGGACAACUUUACGGUGCCGUUUGCCACGUCUCAUCCUUUGGCGUCUAUCUCAGAAUCCACGCGAGACCAAAUCAUACCACCGUCCUUUCUUCGCAAUCCCAACGCCACUAUCGCCUCAAAGCAUUUGAACAAUCGAUACGCAGCUUGGCAGAACCGCGAUGUGAUUCGAACCCGAGACAAUGUCAAGAACGAAACGGAACGGAUAAAACUAUUUGGUGGUGAGCCUGGCGACGAUGUGGGGCUCUGCUACAAGAUGAUGGAAGUGUUUCAAGGGAUGAAUUGGAUUGACAGCCUUGAUUAG
Molecule: messenger RNA, 306 nt
Organism: Capronia coronata CBS 617.96
Lineage: Eukaryota; Fungi; Ascomycota; Eurotiomycetes; Chaetothyriales; Herpotrichiellaceae
Exons: 1
Coding region: 1-306 (101 amino acids)
Source: RefSeq, a predicted model, not a curated record